This is a messenger RNA of Nymphaea colorata (pocket water lily), 1043 nucleotides long. Its product is annotated as transcription repressor OFP16-like. The transcript has a single exon. Lineage: Eukaryota; Viridiplantae; Streptophyta; Magnoliopsida; Nymphaeales; Nymphaeaceae. The record is from RefSeq and is a predicted model, not a curated record. Gene Ontology annotation, biological process: negative regulation of DNA-templated transcription. Bases 131 to 778 code for a protein of 215 amino acids.
CCGUUUCUCCGUAUCUCUCUGUCACUUAAUGCCCUCUACUGCGGCUUCUCCUCCACCACCACCUCCUCCUACCGCCGUUGCUAUCACCUACCUCUGACCUCUCCCGCCACCACCCACUUCUGCCGGAAAAAUGACAAAAUUUCUACGCUUUAAACUCUAUUUUUGCUUCUCCAUCUCCAGGAAAUCACGCCGUCACCGGAAAACGGCAGCCACUAACACCACCGACACCCCUAUGACCAUCACAGCGACCACACUGAUCCCGUCCUACUCGGAUUCCGACUGCCCUCAGGAAUUCACAUCCACCUCCAAGUCCGCCACCACCACGCACUCCGGCGCCUCCUCCUCGUCCCUCGCGGACCUCUCCCUCGACCUCGCCCGCGCCCUCUCCUCACGUCGUUUCUUCUUCUCCCCCGGCCGCUCCCACUCCCUCCUCCUCGAUUCAUGCUUCUCCACCUCCUCCUUCCGGCCGGCGAAGCCCCUUCCACCGCCGGCGCCAGCCCCUUUCGAAGAGGUUGUCGACGGCGGCGUCGCCAUACUGACUUACUCUCCUGACCCCUACAGCGAUUUCCGGACGUCGAUGCAGGAGAUGGUGGAAGCGCAGGAUCUCGACAUCUCGGCCGACUGGGGUUACCUGCAGGAGAUGCUGACGUGUUACCUCAAGCUCAACAGUAGGAGGACCCACAAGUACAUCGUCGGCGCCUUCGCCGACCUCUUGAUGAAUCUCAUGAUGGGCCGCCGGCAAUCUGACAUGUCCGGCGGGUAUGAGCUACUCCGGUAAGUGGUCGGCUGUGGGAGGUUUCUAUUUUUUCUUUUUUGGCCCUACUUGCCUUGGUGGUUUGAUUUGGUUAAUUUUCUCUGUCUUUGCUUUCUUGGGGAGAUUUUCAUGUAUAAAAUAUAUAAUUACGUGCUGCAAAAUCUACGCAAAUCCAGAAAUAGUCGCUUUAACGAGUAAUUCUAAUUGGCGUUUUUUUUUUUAGUUUAUUUUGAUGUGUAAAUCAGAUGCUUCUGGUUGUGCGGCAGGUUUAAAUGAACUUAUUUUAUGA